AUGGCCGGCACCACCCUUUACGAAGCCAGCAUCCCCACGUUCCAAAACGGGCUGACAAGCCUCAAAGCCAUCCUCACAAAAGCCGUGGAACACUACGGCGAGGACGUUUCCUCUCUCCCCAGCGCCACCCUCAUUGACAAUCUCCUCCCCCUCGACAAACACGUCCAGGUCGCCUCCAACGUCGCGAAAAAGUUCCUCGAGCGGGUCGCUGACAUCCCCACCGAGGUAUGGCCUGAUACCGAAGAUACGGCGGAAAAAUUGAUUCAGCGGUGCCAGCGCACUCUGGAUCUCCUCGCGACUGUAACGCCGGCGCAGAUUGAUGGGUUGGAGGAGAAGAGAAUCGAGUUCUCGCUAGGCCAGCAUCAUCACUUGGUGAUGAGUGCGAAGGAGUAUGUGUUGAGAUAUGCAGUGCCGUUUUUCUUCUUCCAUACGCAGCUGGCGUAUUCCAUUUUGAGGGCGAAGGGGGUCCCGAUUGGAUAUGCGGAUUUUUUGAUGCCGCAUAUUGGGCCUUUUACUCAGUGA
This is a messenger RNA of Aspergillus wentii DTO 134E9, 522 nucleotides long. RefSeq names its product DUF1993 domain-containing protein. The coding region runs from base 1 to 522 and encodes 173 amino acids. NCBI's taxonomy places the organism in Eukaryota, Fungi, Ascomycota, Eurotiomycetes, Eurotiales, Aspergillaceae. The record is from RefSeq and is a predicted model, not a curated record. The transcript has a single exon.